This is a messenger RNA of Oncorhynchus masou masou (cherry salmon), 1535 nucleotides long. RefSeq names its product transmembrane 9 superfamily member 4-like. The transcript is spliced from 13 exons. The record is from RefSeq and is a predicted model, not a curated record. Bases 7 to 1530 code for a protein of 507 amino acids. Gene Ontology annotation, cellular component: membrane. Gene Ontology annotation, biological process: protein localization to membrane. Lineage: Eukaryota; Metazoa; Chordata; Actinopteri; Salmoniformes; Salmonidae.
UCACGAAUGACACGUGUAUUCAAGAUGGCGGCCGCGGCGAUGGCGACGUGGUUGGCCCUUCUGUUGUUGUCCUUGUUGCCUGGAGGAGUCCAGGCCUUUUACGUGCCUGGAGUUGCUCCUAUGAACUUCCACCAGAACAGUGCUGUAGAGAUUAAGGCCGUGAAGCUGACCAGCUCCCGGACUCAGCUACCCUAUGAAUACUACUCCUUGCCCUUCUGUCAGCCUGAUAAAGUGGUCUACAAAGCAGAGAACCUGGGGGAGGUGUUACGCGGGGACCGUAUUGUCAACACCCUGUACUCGGUGCUCAUGACCCAGGACAGGAAGUGUGAGGUGGUUUGUGCCAAGCUGAAACUCAACGUGCAGCAGAGUAAGCUGGUGGCUGAGCGAAUUCAGGAGGAGUAUUAUGUUCACCUCAUUGCAGACAACCUCCCAGUGGCUACUCGGCUGGAGUUCAACCCCAACAUAGAGGCAGGGGCUGAGGACAAGGAGGUGGUGAAGGAUGUUCAGUUUGAACACGGCUACAGGUUGGGCUUCACUGACAACAGCAAGUUCUACCUCCACAACCACCUGUCCUUCAUCAUCUACUACCACAAGGAGAAGCUGGAGGAGGGGGAAGAGCACAACUACAGAGUUGUUCGUUUUGAGGUGGUUCCCCAGAGUGUCAAGGUGGAGGACCUAAAGGUGGCUGAUAAGGGAUCGUGUACCCUGCCUGAGGCCACUAACUCAGCUCCUCAGGAGAUUGAUCCCUCCAAGGACAAUGAGGUUCUCUUCACCUACUCUGUCCGCUGGGAGGAGAGCCAGGUGAAGUGGGCAUCUCGCUGGGACACCUACCUGACCAUGAGCGAUGUGCAGAUCCACUGGUUCUCCAUCGUCAACUCAGUGGUGGUGGUCUUCUUCCUCUCUGGGAUCCUCAGUAUGAUCAUCAUCAGGACCCUGAGGAAGGACAUCGCCAACUACAACAGAGAGGAUGACAUAGAGGACACCAUGGAGGAGUCGGGCUGGAAGAAUGUCCAUGGCGACGUGUUCAGACCUCCACAGUAUCCCAUGAUCCUCAGCUCUCUGCUGGGCUCGGGCAUACAGCUCUUCUGCAUGAUCCUCAUCGUUAUCUUCGUGGCCAUGUUGGGAAUGCUGUCGCCUUCCAGUAGAGGGGCCCUGAUGACCACUUCCUGCUUCCUGUUUAUGUUCAUGGGUGUGUUCGGUGGAUACUUCGCUGGCAGACUCUACCGCACGCUGAAAGGCCAUCGGUGGAAGAAGGGAGCGUUCUGUACGGCCACUCUGUACCCUGCCGUGGUCUUCUGCAUCUGCUUCGUUCUCAACUGUUUCAUCUGGGGAGAGCACUCGUCUGGAGCCGUCCCCUUCACCACCAUGCUGGCUCUACUCUGCAUGUGGUUCGGUAUCUCCAUGCCGCUGGUUUACUUGGGCUACUACUUUGGCUUCCGCAAGCAGCCGUACGAUAACCCCGUCCGCACCAAUCAGAUCCCUCGCCAGGUGCCUGAGCAGCGCUGGUACAUGAACAAGUUUGUGGGGUGAGUGUA